Messenger RNA from Cyphellophora europaea CBS 101466, 486 nucleotides. RefSeq lists its product as uncharacterized. The record is from RefSeq and is a predicted model, not a curated record. The coding region runs from base 1 to 486 and encodes 161 amino acids. NCBI's taxonomy places the organism in Eukaryota, Fungi, Ascomycota, Eurotiomycetes, Chaetothyriales, Cyphellophoraceae. The transcript has a single exon.
AUGCCACCUCCGCGCAACCAUCAAACCCACCGCCGCCUCACCAAGCGCCACACCCCUCACCCACCCCCAGGGAUCGAGGAGCACCCCAACACAGGCCCCAAACUCGACCACCUCCCUCCUCCCUCCCCAAAACUCAACCGCCUCCCCUUCACCGACCCCGUAGGCGCCAUCCUCGGCCCAGACUCCCUCCCCACCCCAAACGACAGCGACCUCCCCAGCCUCCUCGCCGACCACAGCAACCUCGUCAUCACCAACCCCCCAAUCCUCGCCCGCGAUGACACCAACGACACCAAUACCAACACAGGCACGAGCCUAAGUUCCAACAAGCUCAUCAUCGCCAUCGGCGUGACGUCGCUCGUCGUGGCGGCGUGCCUGGCGCUGGGCAUCUUCUGCUGCGUGCGGAAGUGCCGCAACAAGAAGAAGCGGCGGCAGCAGUACUACUGGGGGAAUAUGGAUCGGCAUCUUGGUGGGAAGGGGAGGCGCUGA